UAUUCUGCAGUCGGGAGUGAAUUAAAAUUCUAUAUAGACUCCCGAUUAGCUCUUUUAAAUAUCGAUCCAAACAUAUAUAUUUCACGCACUUUCUGGAGGCAGAGAAAACCGGAAAUGAAAUAUCUGCGAAGAAAUAUGGCGAGCAGCAUAUGCGCUGAUAUCACAGGGGUAAGCAAGUGUUGCAAUCUACCUACAUACAUGUUUCGAGUUGAUAAGCAAAUGCAAUCUCGAACAAUGGUAAAAAGUAUACAACAUGGCAAGAAUAUGUCUUGGUGGAAGGCAAAUAAAAAGCAGUCCGCGCCACUUUGGAAAGCCAUAAACAGUUAGUAACUCUUCGAGGAAUAAUGUUGUUCAAAGCGUUACCAUUGUUCCUAACAAUUGGCACAGCCCUGGCCUUGAUGCCGCUGAAGCCGAAGAUCGAAUCCGAUCGCAGUCUAGUGGACUUUAUGCUUAUGUCGCGUGGAGUGGGCUCAAGCAACCCAGCACUGAACCAGUACUGCUUUAACCGCUACUUGCCAAUCUUGAAGGACAUUACGGAUCAGUACGAGGCUGACUAUGGCAAGUGUGUGGACACGUAUAAGGCGGAGUGCGAGGCAAUAGACGCAAAAUACUACGAACCUCGUGAAAACUUCACCGCAACAGCUAAGGAGACCUGCGAUGCUCUGCUGAAAUGUGAUGGCAAUGUCCACUAUGUUGAUGCCUUUGACUGCUUCGCAAGCACAGGCUCCGAAUAUUCCAAAAAACUGUUCACUCUGUCAUCGGAUGCCGGUGAAUACGGCGGAAUCGUGAGGGAGCUGUAUCGUGCCGCUGACACCGUGGCCGAGUUCUGCGCCAACUAUGCCGAAAGAGUUUAUUGGGAAAAUACCGACCGCACGUAUGCUGAGCUCCAGAAAUGCCUGAAUGGCGACAUCGUCGAGCCUUCUUCAACGCCGUCCACUACCAUCACAACCACCGCAGAAACAGAUGCAACUACUGUAUAAUGCGCAUAUACAUCAAUUAUUUGAAAAAAAUUUUAUAUAAAGCUGAUCAUGAAAUUCCUAUA
Drosophila virilis is the source of this 1042-nucleotide messenger RNA. RefSeq lists its product as uncharacterized. NCBI's taxonomy places the organism in Eukaryota, Metazoa, Arthropoda, Insecta, Diptera, Drosophilidae. The record is from RefSeq and is a predicted model, not a curated record.